Molecule: messenger RNA, 2085 nt
Organism: Metarhizium album ARSEF 1941
Lineage: Eukaryota; Fungi; Ascomycota; Sordariomycetes; Hypocreales; Clavicipitaceae
Product: Zn(2)-C6 fungal-type DNA-binding domain protein
Exons: 3
Coding region: 1-2085 (694 amino acids)
Biological process (GO): regulation of DNA-templated transcription
Molecular function (GO): DNA-binding transcription factor activity, RNA polymerase II-specific; zinc ion binding
Source: RefSeq, a predicted model, not a curated record
AUGGGACGGCAGUGGCGCCAGCGCCCGAUUGCAUGUCGGUCGUGCCGCCGCCGCAAGAUUCGAUGCUCUCGCCAGUUUCCAUGCUCCAACUGCACCUCUAGGGGGGUACAGUGCUUGCAGUUCUACGAGCCUCUUGGUCUGGUGCCAGAGGUCAAGGCAAAUAACGAGCCAAAGCCCCCCAAUGCCACCGAUGCCGACAUUCGGGCUCGGCUGGACAGGUUGGAGACUUGGAUUACCGGUAUCCAUAAUCCCGAUCUGCGCCUGACGCCCUCCGUGGCGAAGCCCGAUGAUGCUCCCCACUCAUCAGCAUCAGCAUCAGCAUCAGCAUCGUUCUCGCCGCAUGCCGAACUGCUCUCCCCGCCGUCUUCCUCUACCGUACAGCAUUUGUCCGCGGAUGCCUUGUGGUUUGGUGGCAACUUUCUCUACAAGACGGCCACGUGCAUUCCACCUCUUUCGCCCAUCAGACUCAUCAAGAAACCAUACUCCGUUAUACACGAUGCCACCUCGGCACUUGGAUCGCUUGCAACGAGUGGUCGGGUGAUCUGUCUCACGCUGCCUUUGUACCGAGAAGCCUGCAUCAUCUUGCGCACCUUUAUCGACGAGCGUGCCAUAUUGUGCCCCAUGUUCCAUGUCCCCUAUGCACUUCAGUCUAUGCAAAGCGUAUACACCAGCGCACGGCAACGAAUGCCCGCAGACACGUCGCAUCUACUCCUAUUCCUGGCCAUCAUCGCUUCGGUAACAUACGCCUCUUCGUCCGAAAGUGACGUCUGCCAAUUUUUCGCAAGUCACUUGGAAGCAAAUGCCCAAUGCGCAUCCUGGGUAGCAGCCUCGUAUGCGCUAUCCGACGAGAUCAAGGAGCGUGGCCAGGCAAGCAUGAUUUGUCUCCAAGGGCAAAACAUUCUGUACAAAGUCUCAGCCUACAUGGAGGCAAGUUCCAUACGAACCCGGAGCUUGAUCUCCACGUCCAUAGCCAUGGCCCGCGACCUGGGGCUCCAUCGCAUAGAUGGCCCUGGCAAGAAACCGAGCAGUCUUGGCUUGGACUUGGAAAUGGACAUUGAGAUUGGGCGGCGGCUAUGGUGGGAUCUUGCUUCCAUAGAUUGGUUACUCGCCUUUCUCCCAGGCUCGCACGCGGGCAUGUAUGCCAUCCACCCUCAACACAUGGCCGUCAACAAACCCAGAAUCGUCAGAGGCGACAACCACGGCGCAGCUUCCCCUGAAGAACGGGAUGAGCAAAGUGACCUGUCCUGUUUCCUGGAGCGUAUUCGCCUUGCGGAGAUAAGCCGUCAGCAUGUCGAUGUCUGCCCUCUCUCCAAGACCAAGACCAAGGCCGACUAUUACCAGGAAGUGGUACGGCACGACGCCCGCCUCAAGCAAUACCAGCGAGAACUGCCGCCAUUCUUCUCCAUCGACAGGUUCUCUACCCCUCCGUCGCACGAGGAUCCAACGAUUGUCAUCCACCGCAUCCAUUUACACUGCGUAGUCUAUAUCCUGCGCUGCUUCCUCCACCUGCAAUACCUACCCCUCUCCAGCAUUGGUGCCAGGUACACGCCGUCUCGCACAGCGUGUCUCGCCUGCGCCAGCGACAUUGUCCGUUUGCACCGGCAGAUCAAGUCCCAGUACUCGUGGAUCAUACCACGCCUUAAAGCGACCAAUUUUCUAAAAUGCCUCGUCAUGGCAAGCGCAGUGUUCCUGCUGGACGUUUGCUCGGGCACCGAGAUUCGGGACUUUAAGAGCGAAAGGUCGGAUAUGCUCGACGCGUGGGAGCUGAUGAGCGACCAGCAGGAGGACUCCAAUCACAACGAGCAAUUUUUCGAGUUUGCGAGCCAGAUGUUCAGCAAGUACGGUGUCUCCAAGGCGAUUGUGGCGGAUCUGGCGGCCCGGCGGCCCACGCACUUGGACACGACACGGCGUGUUCCCGGGCCGCCACAGGAUUUUGAGCAGGCGUAUCCCGCGGGACGGGGCGGAGAGAUGGGCACUGAGAUGAUGGACAUGGCCCAGCGGUGGCAGAUGCUCGAUGCGGAUUUCGAUUUGAAGGCCAUGGGCUGGGAUAAUGUACUGUCGGGGUUUGAUGCAAUUCUCAUGUAG